Talaromyces proteolyticus is the source of this 1053-nucleotide messenger RNA. Its product is annotated as putative 26S proteasome regulatory particle subunit Rpn8. Gene Ontology annotation, biological process: proteasome-mediated ubiquitin-dependent protein catabolic process. The record is from RefSeq and is a predicted model, not a curated record. NCBI's taxonomy places the organism in Eukaryota, Fungi, Ascomycota, Eurotiomycetes, Eurotiales, Trichocomaceae. Gene Ontology annotation, molecular function: metallopeptidase activity; protein binding. The transcript has 4 exons. Gene Ontology annotation, cellular component: proteasome complex; proteasome regulatory particle. The coding region runs from base 1 to 1053 and encodes 350 amino acids.
AUGCCGGCCACCACGGCAGAGACGCUGUCCCUCGUCACACGCACCGUCUCCGUAGCUCCUCUCGUCCUUCUUUCUGCCGCAGAUCACUAUGGGCGAACCGCCAAGGGCACUCGAAAGCGGGUGGUGGGAGUCCUCCUGGGUCAAAAUGAUGGCUCAAACGUGAGGGUGUCGAAUAGCUAUGCUGUCCCCUUUGAGGAAGAUGAGAAAGAUCCCACGGUGUGGUUCUUGGACCACAAUUUCGUCGAGUCGAUGAACGACAUGUUCAAGAAAAUCAAUGCGCGAGAGAAACUGGUGGGGUGGUACCACUCAGGCCCGAAGCUGCGAGCCUCCGACUUGGAGAUCAACGAGCUAUUCAAGCGAUACACCCCGAACCCGCUACUUGUGAUCAUUGAUGUGCAGCCCAAGGAAGUCGGUGUUCCGACAGACGCAUAUUUUGCAGUGGAGGAGAUCAAAGAUGACGGCACAACCACGUCGAAGACAUUCGUCCAUACUCCGUCAAUAAUCGAGGCUGAGGAAGCAGAAGAAAUCGGUGUUGAGCAUUUACUCCGCGAUAUUCGUGAUGUAGCUAUUGGUACGCUAAGCAACAGAAUCACCGGCCAACUCCAGUCGUUACAGGGGCUGCACCUCCGCCUGCGUGAUAUCGGACAGUACCUGCAAAAAGUCCUUGAUCAUGAGCUCCCCGUCAACCACGCUAUCCUGGGCAAUCUACAGGAUAUCUUCAACCUCCUUCCUAACAUCUCGACGCCGAAAUCCGCGAACGAGGCCGGUGAGAAGGGAGAUGUCGGACUUGAGAACAACGAGCUCGCGCGCGCCAUGAGCAUUAAGACAAACGACCAGCUCAUGUCUAUCUACCUCAGCAGCUUGAUCCGCGCGAUUACGGCGUUCCAUGAUUUGAUUGAGAAUAAGAUUCAAAACCGCCAGCAACAAGAGGAAGUAGAAGAGAAACUGGAGGGAAAGAAAGACGAAGAAAGCAGGAAACAAAAUGGCACUAGCAACGGGGAACAGAAGGAUGAAAAGGAGACAAAGGAGAAGAACAAGAAGAAGGGAUCAUAA